AUGUGGACAAUUAAUGAUUUCCCCGCCUAUGGAAACUUAUCUGGUUGUGUUGUUAAAGGAUAUAAAGCUUGUCCAAUAUGCGGCGAUGAUACACCUAGUCACAGGUUGAAAAAUGGCCACAAAAUUUGUUACAUUGGGCAUAGAAAAUGGUUACCGAUCAAUCAUCCAUAUAGGAGGCAACGUGCAGCUUUUAAUGGGAAACCUGAAUAUGGCACGCCUCCUGAGCCAUUAACCGGAGAAGAAGUGCUGCAUAUGGUUGAAGAUGGUGACAGAGUUUGUUGGAAGAAGAAAUCAAUAUUCUUUGAUCUCGAGUAUUGGAAAUACCUUCCUGUGAGGCAUGUCCUAGAUGUUAUGCACAUUGAGAAGAAUGUUUGCGAUAGUAUCAUUGGUACAUUGCUGGAGAUCCCUGGAAAAAAUAAAGAUGGGAUUGCUGCUCGAUUAGAUUUAUUGAACAUGGGGUCAAAACUGAUUUGCAACCCGAGUAUGGAGAAAGACGUACUCGUUUGCCUCCCGGGCCUUGGAAUUUGUCAAGAGCAGAGAAGAGAGAGACUUCUUGGCCUUAAAUCACAUGAUUGUCAUACCUUAAUGCAACAAUUGCUCCCUGUGGCAAUUCGUUCUGUUUUGGAGAAGCCUCCAAGAUAUAUGAAAGUGCUAAAGGGGUAUGUUCAGAAUCGUACUCGUCCCGAAGGUUGCAUUGCUGAGCGGUAUAUAGCUGAAGAAGCUGUAGAGUUUUGUACCGAGCAUUUAUCUGAUGUUAGUACAGUUGGAGUGCCUUCAAGCCAAAAGAUGGGAGUUUCAAAGCCAUUAUCAGGUUGCACAGUGAGCGUAGUUGAUCGGGACCUGUUGAACCAAGCACAUCUAUAUGUCUUGGAGAAUACGGAGGAAGUCCUACCUUAUAUCGAGCAACAUAUGAUCCACAUCAAGACCGCUUAUCCAAAAUUUAGAAAGAGAACAAAGUGGCUGCAGGAUAAGCACAAUAGCACUUUCAUUCAAUGGCUACGCUUCAAGGUUCAAAGUGAACUUAAUGAGGAAGACAAUCAUGGCGUAUCAGAAAAUUUAAGGUGGCUAGCAGCUGGUCCAAACAUGGCAGUGCCAUUAUAUAGGAGCUAUCUCAUUAAAGGUAUUAAAUUCAACAUCAAGGCACAAGAUGAUGUGCGGACAACUCAAAAUAGUGGAGUUUAUUUACUUGCACAUACUAUGCAAGUUGCUAGUGCCAAGGAUAAAAACCCAAUUCUCUCAAAUAUGGGUUUCUAUGGUGUCAUUCAAGAAAUUUGGGACCUUGACUACCAAAAGUUUACAAUCCCAGUCUUUAGGUGUGAUUGGAUUGAUAAUACUUCUGGUCUUGUAGUGGACGAACUUGGAUUUACCCUUGUAGAUUUGAGUAAAAUUGGACAUAGGAAUGACCAAUUUGUUUUGGCUUCUCAAGUCAAACAAGUAUUUUUUGUUGACGACCCGAUGCAUCGUGGUUGGUCGGUAGUGUUAUCAAUGCCUAAUAGAGAAUAUAAUGAUGUUAUUGGUGAUGAUGUCUUAGGUGAUGUGAGAAUUGAGUGUGAGCCAUUUACUAGGGGAUGCCAAAUGUUGACACAUUUGAUGAAGUGGUGGUUGAGUUAG
Molecule: messenger RNA, 1611 nt
Organism: Prunus armeniaca (apricot)
Lineage: Eukaryota; Viridiplantae; Streptophyta; Magnoliopsida; Rosales; Rosaceae
Source: the annotation of a GenBank genome assembly